Molecule: messenger RNA, 354 nt
Organism: Arabis nemorensis
Lineage: Eukaryota; Viridiplantae; Streptophyta; Magnoliopsida; Brassicales; Brassicaceae
Source: the annotation of a GenBank genome assembly
AUGAAGCACCACGUUCAUGAAGUUGGAGGAACUGGUACAGAUAUUGAAACCAUCAAGGAAGUUGCGGAUAAGAUUCAUUGGUUCAUGGGGAAGAAGGAAGACACGAUUCCUGCAUUGUGGGACAUAGAAAAUUCAGGUCUGUCUGCGUCACGAGACAAACUCAUCGUUCUAGAUAACCAUGCAGCACCACGUUCAAGCUUACGUUGGCUUAGGUUAGACGUUAACAGCUGGAACGUUGGGCACUGGAAUGUUAGCAACUUGAUCAGUAUCAACCAUUUGGAUUUCAACCAUGGAAAGAAAAAAAAAUUCGAGAGAGAGAAAGUAGGGAAGAAAUAUGAAAACUUUGAACAGUGA